Messenger RNA from Ostrinia furnacalis (Asian corn borer), 2494 nucleotides. RefSeq names its product heterogeneous nuclear ribonucleoprotein U-like protein 1. Gene Ontology annotation, molecular function: RNA binding. Gene Ontology annotation, cellular component: nucleus. Gene Ontology annotation, biological process: alternative mRNA splicing, via spliceosome. Lineage: Eukaryota; Metazoa; Arthropoda; Insecta; Lepidoptera; Crambidae. The record is from RefSeq and is a predicted model, not a curated record. The transcript is spliced from 12 exons. The annotation marks the transcript as partial.
AUGAAGAAAUAAAGGAAGUGACCGAAGAGCAAAUCCUCAAAGGGCAGGUCCUAUUAGACAAAAGGAUCAAGUUCGUCAUUCGUCACACUGUUGAAGAGGAAUUGGACGGUCCAGUGGUGGAGCCGACACAGGGCUUCGUGUUCGUCGCACACGCCGCGCUGCUGCCUGGCCCGCGCCGCCCCGCCGCGCUCGCCGACUGCGAGGUGAUCCUGAUGGUGGGAAUGCCGGGCGCGGGCAAGACGUACUGGGUGACCGCACACGCGGCCGCCAACCCGCAGAAACGGUACAACGUGCUGUCCACCGGCGCCUUGUUCGAACGCAUGCAGGUGGACUGUAAACCCUUCCGCGCAAGCUACGAAGGCCGCUGGGACGCGAUGGUCUCCAAGUGCGCUAAAUGCGUGCUAAAGUUGUUGGAAAUCGCCAAGGGCCGCAGGAGAAAUUAUAUCCUCGAUCAGACGAACGUAUACCCGUCGGCGCAGCGUCGGAAGCUUCGGGAGUUCGAUGGCCGACGGCGCGUGGCCGUGGUGGUGGUGCCCGACGAAGCCUCGCACGCCGCCCGCCGCGCGCGCAAAGACCAGGCCGACGGCAAGGAGGUGCCCGACGGCGCCGUCUUGGACAUGAAAGCGAACUUCGCGCUGCCGGAGGUCUCGUCGUGGCUAGACGAGGUCAUCUACCCCGAGCUGGGUCCGGAAGAGGCCAAGGCGGUGGUGGAGGCCUUACACAAGGAGGCCCGAGCGGCGGGAGUGCACCGCGAGCGCGAGAAGCGUGACCGCAGCCCGGGCCGCGACCAGCCGCCCAACAAGCGCUCGCGCGACGAUAGAAGGCACCGCGAUGAUAGAAGACCGCCGAGAGACCACUCCUCCAGGGAUAGAGAAGACCGCUGGGGUGGUGGUGGCGGCGGCGGCGGUCGCUGGGGCCCCGCGGGCGGCGGCGGUCGCGGCGGGCGCUGGGGCUCGCGCGACCGCAGCGGCCCGCCCGCGCCCGGCCCGCCCGCGCCCGCGCCCGCGCGCUUCGACCGCGGCUGGGGCGCGCCGGCCCGCGGCAACGACUUCUCCCGCGACCGCGACGACUUCCGCGGCGGGAGAGGAGGACCCGGCGGCCCUGGCGGCCGGGGGGGCCCGGGCAACCGCGGUGGCCCCCGCGGCGAUCGGGGCCCCGGCGGCCCCCCCGGCGGCGACCGCUUCGGCCGCCCCGACAGGAACCAGGGACGACCGGGCGGACCCGGAAUGGAUAAGAGACCGAAUGCGCCAGGAGGUGGUGGCGGCGGUUGGCAACGAGGCAACCAAGGCCCAGGCCGUGGCCCGCCGCGCCCCAAUCAACAGAUGGCGCUACGCCCCAACCAGCCCAACCAGAAGGAUGGGCAGGGUCAAGGCCAGAACCCCAACCAGCAGAAUCCGCAGUGGAACCAGUGGCAGAACCAGUGGGGCAACUGGAACAACUGGAACCAGAACCAAGCUGGCGCCUGGAAUUGGGGCAACUGGGGCGGUUGGAACCAGAACGCAAACGCGGCCAACAACACAGGAGGCGCGGCGGCCGCCGGCGGCAAACAGGCGCAGUGGGCCGGCUACACGCCGCAGCAGUGGUACCAGUGGCAGCAGUGGCAGCAGCAGCAGGGCUGGCAGGGGUACCAGCAGCAGCAGCAAGGCAACCAGCCCACCACCGCCAACGCCGCCGAGCAGGCGUGGGCGCAGUACUAUCAGAAUUACGGCGGCGGCAAUGCAAACGCGGCUAACUCAUCUUCUGAUAAAAAGUGACGGUUGCGUAAACACAAAAACGUUUAAUCGAAUACGAGGACUAUUUUAUAACUGCCCGCGAUAUCAUGAACAUUUGGACUGCAAAACGUGAAAUAUAAAACCGUUAUUUGAUUGAUACAGUAAGACCGUUUCAAAAAAGCUGUCUUGAUAUAAUCAAUAUUAUGACAUUCGGGGAGUAAAUCUCUCAUACAAACUAGAAAUAAUAAAUAAGAUACAGUAUUUAGAGAGAGAAAUAACAUUUAAAACCCCAAGUAUUAGUGGUAAAUAAAUAUAGAAUACCUAUGUUACUUUGCCGCCAGCUCUUUUGAAACACUUAUCUAAAUCAAACCAUUAGAUCUAAGUUUUAACCACAAGCAACGAGGUAUAGGUUGCUUGAUCGUCAAGAUCAUAAAUUCUAAACUAAAGUUAGGUUGCGGUGAUAGUUGUAUUUGUAAGAUUUUUAACAUUUUCUCAUAGAAUUUUUGGUUGUUACUGCAAUAUAAAUAUCUAUUUCUAAAAUAGAUUCCAAAGAAACGAUGGGUUUACCAUUUGUUAAGAUCUAUAUACUAGUAUAUCUUCAUACUAGUGAGAUUAAUCGAAUGUGUGACAUUAAAUUCCAAAAGAUGGAAUAUAAGACAAAUUCCAUGUUAUUUGCUCACGAGUGUGAGGUUUUUUUUUGUUAUACAAAGUCCUUACAGACAUAACUUUUUUGGGCGACCGUGUGUGCAUUUUCUGUACUACAUACGAAUGAUUUUGACAAA